Molecule: messenger RNA, 5939 nt
Organism: Cicer arietinum (chickpea)
Lineage: Eukaryota; Viridiplantae; Streptophyta; Magnoliopsida; Fabales; Fabaceae
Source: RefSeq, a predicted model, not a curated record
AUGGAUGAACUCGAGCAAAACCAAGAGGUGAUAAGAGCGGAUGUCAACCAAUUGAAGGAAAAGGUCGAUCGAAUCUUGGAAGCUAUACAUGCUUUGGUGAGGAAGGAGAAUACAGAUGGGGAUCCUCCAAUUGUAAAUGAAGAACACCAAACUACUUCUUCUCAUCUACUGAGUUUUACCCCGACUAACCAACAAUUCCGCACUGCAACUAUGCAAUUUCCUAUAUAUGGUCUCCCGCCUGUUGUCAAUCUCCAAAACUUAAACCAAUCACAAAUCCCACCUCAUCUGGGAUAUGUGCCACCCCAAAACACUAUACCCACAAAAAAUAUUCCAUAUAGUGUACCUCAAGUGCCCCAUUUUGAUGCUAACGGAAAUUGGCAUCAACCUCACAUUGGGGAUGAUACACAAUCGAAGGAAAAAUUUCAUGUCUUAGAAGAGCGAAUCAAAGCAAUUGAGGGGCAUAAUGUUUAUGGUCUCGAAGCUUUCGACAUGUGUUUGGUUCCUGAUGUGACUAUCCAUCUAAAAUUCAAGGCUCUUGACUUUGAAAAAUACAAAGGCAACACAUGUCCUAAAAAUCAUCUAACUAUGUAUUGCAGAAAAAUGGCUUCUCAUGCUCAUAACGAUAAACUUCUCAUUCAUUUUUUUCAAGAUAGUUUGAGUGGGGCAUCGUUAAGUUGGUAUAUGCAUCUUGAGCGAAGUCGUAUUCGUUCGUGGAAAGACUUGGCUGAUGCUUUCUUGAGGCAAUACAGGUACAACAUUGACAUGGCCCCUGAUAGGAUGCAAUUGCAAAAUUUAUUGAAAAAGGACAACGAAGCUUUCAAAGAAUAUGCGCAACGGUGGAGGGAAAUGGCAUUACAAGUAGAACCUCCUUUAUCUGAAAAAGAAAUGGUUGGUAUGUUUAUGGCUACUCUCCAAUCGCCUUUUUAUGAUAAGAUGAUUGGAAGUAUGUCAUCAAACUUUUCUGACCUUGUCAUGAUAGGAGAAAGGAUAGAAAGUGGGAUGAGGAGUGGCAAGAUUGUAUGUGCAGCAACUGGCAUAAAAAGACCCCAAGCGACCUUCACAAAAAAGAAAGAAGGGGACGCUAACGCUGAAGACGGUCCCAACGUAGGGAAUAAUCCUUUGCCGGGUCACAGAGAUGCCACUGUCAAUUUCAUUGAAGAAGAGAUAGACCAGUACACAAAAGAUGAUUAUGUAUCGACCAUAGAGCCAUGCAUGGAAAGCGAUAGCUCUAAACAUCAAGGUACUGAUGUCACCAAUAUUUCAGGGAUUGGUGGGAUAACCCGUAGUGGUCGAGUAUACACUCCUGAACAUCUCAGGAAAAAGGAAGGUCAUGAAGAAAAGGGGAAAGAGGUUGUGUAUCAUGCGAUAAAAGGACCAGAAAUUUGCAAAAAGACGGUGCCUACAGAAGAAGCUAAUGAAUUUUUGAAGUUUAUAAAGCAAAGUGAGUAUAAGGUGGUAGAUCAAUUAAAUCAAACCCCUUCCAAGAUAUUUAUUCUUUCUUUGUUAUUAAACUCUGAAGCGCACAGAAGGGCACUGAUGAAAAUUUUAAAUGAGGCUCAUGUUACUCAUGAUAUCACUGUCGACCAAUUUGAUGGGGUUGUCAGUAAUAUCACCGCCAGUAGCAGUUUGAGUUUUAGCGAUGUUGAAUUACCAGCUGAGGGGAUGGAGCAUAAUAAAGCACUACAUAUCUCUGUGAGGUGUCAUGAUCAUAUUCUUGCACGGGUGCUAGUUGAUAACGGUUCAUUGUUAAAUGUCAUGCCGAAAUCGACACUUUCAAAACUUUUUUUUGAUGGGGCUUGUUUGAAGCCGAGCGCUAUGGUGGUGAAAGCGUUUGAUGGAUCCAGAAGACAAGUUGUUGGUGAGAUUGACCUGCCGAUUCAAAUCGGACCCCACAACUUUGGAAUAACUUUCCAAGUUAUGGAUAUUAAACCGGCGUAUAGUUGUCUUUUAGGGAGACCAUCGUGGAUUCACGCUGCUGGAGCAGUAACAUCCACUCUCCAUCAAAAGCUAAAGUUUAUAGUGAACAAUAAGCUGGUGAUAAUAUUUGGGGAAGAAGAUAUGAUAGUGAGUCAUCUAUCUUCUACGGGAUACAUUGAAGAAGCAGAGGAAGCCAUUGAAACUUCCUUCCAAGCAUUAGAAAUCGCCAAUGUUGUCUUCAUGGGUGAAGGAUUUCGUUUAAAAGAACCAAAAUUAUCUACCACAUCAUUGAAGUUUACAAAAUCCAUAUUGGAAGGAGGAACUUUUGAUAAAUUCGGGAAAUUGAUAGAAAUACCAGAAAAGAAGGAUAAGUACGGGUUGGGAUAUAUACCUACCAAAUCUGAUCAAGAGAACGAUGUGAAAGAAAAACGAGAAAGCAAGCUAGCUCGUUGGGAAAACUGGGUACCAAAUUCACAAAAGAUCCAUAUUUGUGACAUUCGUCAAACAUUUCAAAGUGCUGGAAUAAUAUAUAUUGAUCAACUGGCUGUUGUAGAAGAGGACCGUGUUGAUGAUGAUACCCUCAAAUUGUUUGAACACCCAAUUAAUCACGCUAAUGAGGAUUGUGAAGACGAUUGCGAGCCUCCCUCAGAACUAGAAAGGUUAAUUGAACAGGAAGCUAAGAUAAUCCAACCUUAUCAAGAACCUUUUGAGGUGAUCAAUUUAGGGACUGAACAUGAUAAGAAAGAAGUUAAAAUUGGCAUAUCUAUGAAAGAAAGUGAACGAGAAAUGCUGGUUAAACUUUUAUUUGAUUAUGUGGAUGUCUUUGCAUGGUCAUAUCAGGAUAUGCCUGGGCUAGAUACUAACAUAGUUGAACACAAGCUACCACUCAAGCUUGAAUGUGCUCCAAUUAAACAAAAAUUGAGGAGGAUGAGGCCUGAUAUGUCACUUAAAAUUAAAGAAGAAGUCGAGAAACAAUUUGAUGUUGGUUUCUUAGCUGUGGCAAAAUAUCCUCAAUGGGUUGCUAACGUUGUUCCAGUUCCAAAGAAAGAUGGAAAAGUUCGAAUGUGUGUUGAUUAUCGGGAUUUAAAUAAAGCUAGUCCAAAAGAUGAUUUUCCUUUGCCUCACAUUGAUGUCCUAGUAGAUAGCACUGCUCAAUAUUCUCUUUUCUCCUUCAUGGAUGGUUUCUCAGGGUAUAAUCAAAUCAAGAUGGCUCCCGAAGAUAUGGAGAAAACUACAUUCAUCACACAAUGGGGGACUUUCUGUUAUAAAGUGAUGCCAUUUGGAUUGAAGAAUGCUGGGGCAACCUAUCAAAGAGCAAUGGUAACUUUGUUUCAUGACAUGAUGCAUAAGGAAAUAGAGGUUUACGUGGAUGAUAUGAUUGCAAAAUCUCGGACCGAAGAAGAACAUGUUAUUAACCUUCAAAAUUUGUUUGUGCGACUAAGGAAGUUCAGACUCCGUUUAAACCCUGCUAAAUGCACUUUUGGUGUAAGAUCAGGCAAGUUACUUGGGUUUAUCGUUAGUAAAAAAGGGAUAGAAGUGAAUCCAAAUAAAGUAAGAGCAAUACAAGAAAUACCCGUUCCACGCACGGAAAAGGAAGUCCGUGGCUUUUUUGGCAGAUUGAAUUACAUUGCCAGGUUCAUAUCGCAUCUCACCGCUACAUGCGAGCCAAUUUUCAAGUUGUUGCACAAAGACCAAAAGGUUGAAUGAAAUGAUAAUUGUCAAAAAGCUUUCGAAAAGAUUAAACAGUACUUGUCAAAACCUCCAAUCUUAGUGCCUUCUAUUCUUGGGAAACCUCUUAUUAUGUAUCUGACAGUACUUGACGAUUCAAUGGGUUGUGUAUUGGGGCAGCAUGACGAAUCUGGUAAGAAAGAACAUGCUAUUUAUUAUUUGAGCAAAAAGUUCACCAGCUGUGAAACAAGGUAUUCACUACUUGAACGAACAUGUUGCGCAUUAGCAUGGGCUGCUCGUCGGUUAAGGCAAUACAUGUUAUGUCAUACAACUUGGUUGGUGUCUAAAAUGGACCCAAUUAAGUACAUCUUUGAGAAACCUGCUCUUACUGGAAGGAUUGUCCGUUGGCAGAUGUUGUUAUCAGAAUACGAUUUGGUAUACGUUACACAAAAAGCUAUAAAAGGAAGUACCCUAGCAGAGUAUUUGGCCCAACAACCUGUAGAAGAUUUUCAAUCAAUGCAGUGUGAAUUCCCCGAUGAAGGCAUCAUGACUUUAUUUAAAUAGAAUGAAUCACCUGAUAAAGAAAAAUGGAUGCUGGUGUUUGAUGGUGUUUCUAAUGCGUUAGGUCAUGGAAUUGGGGCAAUUUUGAUUUCUCCGGAGAACCAGUUCACUCCAUUUACGGCUAGAUUGUGUUUUGAUUGCAGAAACAAUAUUGCAGAGUAUGAAGCAUGUGUAAUGGGCAUUAAAGUAGCUAUUGAGUCAAAGAUAAAAGUUAUUGAGGUAUAUGGAGACUCAUCUUUGGUUAUCCAUCAAACAAAAGGAGAGUGGGAAACUCGAGAUUCCAAAUUGAUUCCGUAUCAUACACAUAUCAAAGAAUUGGUAGAAAAUUUCGAGCAUAUCACUUUUCACCAUAUUCCUCGAGAAGAAAAUCAAUUGGCUGAUGCUUUGGCCACAUUAUCAUCAAUGUUCAAAAUAAGCGUCGGCCAGGAUGUGUCGGUCAUAAAAAUUCAACAAAAGAAUAAGCCAGCAUAUUGCUUAUCGAUAGAAGAAGAGCUUGAUAGCAAACCAUGGUUUUAUGAUAUCAAAUCCUAUGUUAAGAAUAGAGAAUAUCCAUCAGGUAUUUCAGAAAACGACAAGAGGGUUUUGAGGAGACUCUCAAUGAACUUCUUCUUAAAUGGAGAUGUGCUUUACAAGAGAAAUCAUGAUAUGGUUCUCCUCAGAUGUGUGGAUCAAGCUGAAGCAGAGAAAAUUAUUCAAGAGGUUCAUGAAGGUUCUUUUGGAACUCAUGCAAAUGGACACGCAAUGGCAAGAAAAAUCUUGAGGGCUGGCUAUUAUUGGUUGACUAUGGAAUCUGAUUGCUUUAGUCACGUAAAGAAAUGUCAUAAAUGUCAAAUAUAUGUUGAUAAAAUACAUGUACCGUCCACCUCUUUGAAUGUUUUAACAUCACCAUGGCCGUUUUCAAUGUGGGGGAUGGAUGUUAUUGGACUCAUCGAGCCAAAAGCUUCCAAUAGUCACCAGUUUAUCUUGGUAGCUAUUGAUUACUUCACAAAAUGGGUUGAAGCCGCUUCUUAUGCCAAUGUGACGAGAAGUGUAGUUGUUAAAUUCAUCAAAAGAGAAUUGAUUUGUCGAUAUGGCUUACCAAACAAGAUAAUCACUGAUAACGCGACUAAUUUGAAUAACAAAAUGAUGAAAGAGUUGUGUGAUAGUUUCAAAAUUCAGCACCAUAAUUCUUCGCCAUAUCGUCCGAAAAUGAAUGGAGCUGUAGAAGCAGCAAAUAAGAAUAUCAAGAAGAUCAUACAAAAGAUGGUGGAGACGUAUAAGGAUUGGCAUGAAAUGCUUCCCUUUGCAUUACAUGGCUAUAGAACCUCUGUUCGUACCUCAACAGGGGCAACUCCUUUCUCAUUGGUGUAUGGAAUGGAAGCGGUACUUCCCAUUGAAGUUGAAAUUCCCUCAAUCAGAGUCUUGAUGGAAACAAAACUGGAAGAGGCGGAGUGGGUUCAAUCACGAUUUGACCAAUUAAAUCUCAUAGAAGAAAAAAGAAUGAUAGCUCUAUGUCAUGGCCAGCUAUAUCAAAAAAGACUUAAAAAGGCAUAUGAGAAAAAAGUCCGUCCUCAAGAGUUUCAAGAAGGGGACUUGGUGUUAAAGAAAAUAUUGCCCAUAAAAAAAAAUUUUCGUGGAAAGUGGACCUCGAAUUACAAAGGACCAUAUGUUGUGAGAAAAGCUUUUUCUGGAGGAGCUCUAAUACUCGCAGAAAUGGAUGGAGAUGACCUUCCACUUCCAGUAAAUUCAGAUGCAGUCAAAAAAUAUUAUGCUUAAAAACAGUGAUGAGCUCGCUAGUUUGAAAACCUGAAAAG